This is a messenger RNA of Heterobilharzia americana, 2166 nucleotides long. The record is from the annotation of a GenBank genome assembly. Lineage: Eukaryota; Metazoa; Platyhelminthes; Trematoda; Strigeidida; Schistosomatidae.
AUGUGUAAAGAUAUUAUAAAUCUUCCUAUUGAAUAUCAAUUAUUAUUUAAUGAAAAAUAUAAAAUAAUUAAUAAUUCAAUUAUUAUUUAUAAUCAAAAUGUUUAUAUAUAUCAUACAUUAGGAAUACAUUUAGGUUUACUUGGUAUAUUAUUAUCUUUAAUACAAUUAAUUACAAUUUGUAUUGCAUUAAUAAAUCAUAGUAAACAAAUUAAAGCCAAUGAAAAAAUCAAUUAUGAAAUUUCAUUAAGUACAGAAUUUAUUUGUCUUAUAUCAAAUUCAUUAGCUACAGAUUCUAUUCUAUGUGCAAGAUUAUACUUAUUAACAGCGUUUAUAAUUGGUUUAUUUAUUAUAUUAUAUAUAAAAAGUAUUAUAAAAUAUUUUUUAAAAAUUACACAAUUAAGUAAUUAUGAAAUAUCAAAAAUUUUUCUUUAUCAAUAUAUAUUACGUAAUAAUAAUAAUAAUAAUAGUAAUAAUUCUCAGCAAAGUUUUGCAUAUAUUGCUUUAAUGCAUUCAUUACCAUGGGCAUUAUCAGCUGGUACAGCUUUAUUAAUUGCAUUUUCAUCAUUUUAUCCAAUAAAUCAAUAUUCUACAGAAUUUAAUCCAAUAAUUAAUGAAACACAAAUAUUUAUAAAAAAUAUUAAACCAACAGUUAAUGUUCUUUUUCAAGGAUUAGAUUCAUUAUUAACCUGUUCAAUAAAAUUAUCCUCUGAGACAAUAAUAACUUAUACAUCAUAUAAACAAUUAUUAAAUUAUACUGGAAUAAAAUUAUCUUUUAAUUGGUUUUCAUCAUUUUUAUUAAUUAUACUUCCUUUAAUUAUACAAACAUUAGUAAUUAUAUUAUUUAUUACAUUAAUAUUUAUUAUUCGUUAUAUAAAUCAAAAGAAAACAUCUAAUCGGAAUAGAUUUAAAUUAUCGAAUAAAUCAUUUUUAGUUAUUUUAUUUAUACUACUCAUAGAAAUAAUUAGCCUAUGUACACCAAUUCUAUAUAAUAUAAUCAUUUCUUUAUAUCCAAAUUAUAAAAUUAAGCUAAUAUUAAUUUCUAGAAUGAUUAUGUUACAUUUAUUAAUUGAUCCUUUAUUAAUAAUUUGUAUUUUACAAAAAUUUUGGAAAGAUGAUAAAAUAUUCGCUCAUAUAAGUAAAUAUGAUUCAAUUAAUAAUUUAACAUCUUCAUCAAUAAAUGAACCUAUUCAAAGUGAUCUAUUCAAUACUAAUAAUCAAGAAAUGAAAAUUAUUGAAAAUAAAGAAACUAAAUCAUUACAUUCUUCACCAAUUCAAUUAUUCAAUUGUUUUCCAAUGAAUACAAAUACAUUUUGUUAUAAUAGAACACCAAAUUUACAAUCAUUUGUAAUGCCUUAUCUUCCAGCUUCAGAAUAUCUACUACCAACUAUUGAUUCAAUUUGUAAUUCAACUGGAUUAACUGAUACUAAAUUACAUACAGAUAUGAAUUCCAGUGGAUUUAUUCUACCAGUUAGUGGAAUAAGUAAUGAAACAUCUAGUCAUAUGAUAGCUAAUACACUGCAUAGUAUCUAUUCAGAUAGUCUUCAUGAUACUUCAAUCAAUCAUAAUUCAAUUUCUAUAAGAAAUAAUCAACUAAUUACUAAUCCAACUUCAUUAUCAGAUACCUUACAAACAUCAGAAACUGACACUAGUCAUAGUCAAAUAUAUACAUAUGGAAAUAUACAAGAGGCUUUUCCUCAACUCUGUCAACAUCAUCAACGCUUAUUAGAACAACAAUAUGAACAACCAUGUAUAACUACAACAGUUAAACGUAAUCGUAAUUUUGGAAGUGUUCCGCGCUUAAAACAACCUAUCCCAGAUUUGAAUACAUUACUUAAUGUUAAACCAAUAAAUGAAUCAUUGUGUAGACAACAUUCACCUCCACCAAUGAAUAACACAAAACCUGAAAUUACAACAGAGAUAAUAUCAUCAUUUCAAUAUAGACAAACUAUGGGACAGAGUACUGCAACUGCUGCAGUUAUGGCAGCAGCUGCAGCAGCAGUAGCUGCACAAGCUGGUAAAUUGUCUAAACCAAUCAAUUCAACUAUUUCUAUGUCUACAAUAGAUCCAUUAAAUUUGACUAAUGGAAUGCCACCAAGUCCAUUAUUUGUUAGUGAACAAAAAGAGAUUGAUGAAACUUUCAAUGAUAUAAAUUCUUUGACAAAUUAA